AUGCUUCCUCUCUUCAUCAAGAUGCUUCCUCUCUUCAUCAAGAUGCUUCCUCUCUUCAACAAUGUACUUCCUCUCUUCAUCAAGAUGCUUCCUCUCUUCAACAAUGUACUUCCUCUCUUCAACAAAGUGCUUCCUCUCUUCAUCAUGCAGCUUCCUCUCUAA
Messenger RNA from Trichomonas vaginalis G3, 162 nucleotides. RefSeq names its product SLEI family protein family. NCBI's taxonomy places the organism in Eukaryota, Parabasalia, Trichomonadida, Trichomonadidae. The record is from RefSeq and is a predicted model, not a curated record. Bases 1 to 162 code for a protein of 53 amino acids. The transcript has a single exon.